Molecule: messenger RNA, 915 nt
Organism: Puma concolor (puma)
Lineage: Eukaryota; Metazoa; Chordata; Mammalia; Carnivora; Felidae
Gene: SGTB
Product: small glutamine rich tetratricopeptide repeat co-chaperone beta
Biological process (GO): post-translational protein targeting to endoplasmic reticulum membrane
Cellular component (GO): TRC complex; membrane
Molecular function (GO): protein binding; molecular adaptor activity
Source: RefSeq, a predicted model, not a curated record
AUGUCAUCUAUCAAGCACUUAGUUUAUGCAGUUAUUCGUUUCUUACGGGAACAAAGUCAGAUGGAUGCUUAUACCUCGGAUGAACAAGAAAGUUUGGAAGUUGCAAUUCAGUGCUUGGAGACAGUUUUUAAAAUCAGCCCAGAAGAUACUCAUCUUGCAGUUUCACAGCCUUUGACAGAAAUGUUCAGCAAUUCCUUCUGUAAGAAUGAUAUUUUGCCUCUCUCAAACUCAGUGCCUGAAGACGUGGGAAAAGCUGACCAAUUAAAAGAUGAAGGCAAUAACCACAUGAAAGAAGAAAAUUAUGCUGCUGCCGUGGAUUGUUACACACAGGCCAUAGAACUGGAUCCAAAUAAUGCAGUUUAUUAUUGCAACAGGGCUGCUGCUCAGAGUAAAUUAGGUCACUACACAGAUGCAAUAAAGGAUUGUGAGAAGGCAAUAGCAAUCGAUUCAAAGUACAGCAAGGCCUAUGGGAGAAUGGGACUGGCCCUCACUGCCAUAAAUAAAUUCGAAGAAGCAGUUACAAGUUAUCAAAAGGCAUUAGAUCUUGACCCUGAAAAUGAUUCUUACAAGUCAAAUCUGAAAAUAGCAGAACAGAAGUUAAGAGAGGUAUCUAGUCCUACAGGAACUGGAUUGAGCUUUGACAUGGCUAGCUUAAUAAAUAAUCCAGCCUUCAUUAGUAUGGCAGCAAGUUUAAUGCAGAAUCCUCAAGUUCAGCAGCUAAUGUCAGGAAUGAUGACAAAUGCCAUUGGGGGACCUGCUGCUGGAGUUGGAGGCCUAACUGACCUGUCUAGCCUCAUCCAAGCGGGACAGCAGUUUGCUCAGCAGAUACAGCAACAGAAUCCUGAACUUAUAGAGCAACUUAGAAAUCACAUCCGGAGCAGAUCAUUCAGCAGCAGUACUGAAGAACAUUCCUGA